Messenger RNA from Durio zibethinus, 1894 nucleotides. RefSeq lists its product as uncharacterized. The record is from RefSeq and is a predicted model, not a curated record. Lineage: Eukaryota; Viridiplantae; Streptophyta; Magnoliopsida; Malvales; Malvaceae. Gene Ontology annotation, molecular function: Hsp90 protein binding.
CUAAAACAUUAACACACUCGAAAACUCAUUGCUUGCUCGAAACAAAAACCAAUCCCAUAUUUCUACCUUUAAACUUCAUCUAGCAGCAUCUUCUUUAAAACCCUAUCAGUUCUCUCUCUGUGAAACAACCUCCAAAACUAUUCAAAAACUAAACCAUUUCUCGCCCAUUAACCCCAGCUACUACAAAUAAAAAUACUAAAAAAAGAGAUUAAAAAUAACACCUUUAUUUGAAUCUCUGUGUUGUUGAAUAGGAUGGCAGAAGCAGAGGUAGGAUCUGGUGAAGGAGCGUCUGAAGAUAUGUCAUUGAAGGAUAAAGGGAAUGAAUUUUUCAAGGCUGGGAACUACCUCAAAGCUGCUGCUCUUUACACCCAGGCCAUUAAGCUAGACCCUUCAAAUCCUGCUCUUUAUAGCAAUCGAGCAGCAGCAUUUCUACAUUUGGUUAAACUUAACAAAGCUCUUAUUGAUGCUGAGACAACAAUCACAUUGAAUCCUCAAUGGGAAAAGGGAUAUUUUCGGAAAGGAUGCAUAUUAGAGGCCAUGGAACGAUAUGAUGAUGCUUUAGCUUCCUUCCAAAUAGCUUUGCAAUACAACCCACAAAGUGCAGAAGUAUCAAGAAAAAUUAAGAGGCUCUCCCAGGUUGCAAAAGAUAAAAAGCGAGCUCAAGAAGUGCAAAACUUGCGAUCCAAUGUGGAUAUGGCAAAAAGCUUGGAAACAUUGAAAUCUGAAAUGUCUGAAAAGUAUGGAGAUGAAGAUUGUUGGAAAGACAUUUUUUCUUUUCUUGUUGAGACAAUGGAAACAGCUGUAAAAUCAUGGCAUGAGACUUCAAAAGUAGAUCCUAGAGUCUACUUCCUUCUUGAUAAGGAGAAGACCCAGGCUGAUAAAGAUGCUCCAGUUGUCAACAUUGACAAGGCAUUUGAAUCUCCCCACACACACAGCAGUUGUUUUUCAUUUCUUAGGCAAUGUGCUGAAGACUCUUUUGCUGGAGCAGCUUGCUUAGUUGCACCCAAAAGUAUCAUAGCUUAUCCGCAGGUUUGGAAAGGUCAAGGGUCAAGGAAGUGGAGACAUGGGCAACAUGAUGGUUUCUUUGUUCAAUUUGAGUCACUGCUCUUGCGAAAACUAUGGUUUAUUUCAAGUUCAAAUGAGAUGGGAAAGACAUUGUGCAGAGAUCCGGAGGUUCUGGAUAUAGGUGCACAUGAAUUGCUUCCACGCCUAUUCAAAGGAAAGCAGUCUAACUCUUCAUGAGUUUUGUCUUCUGCUGAAGGAAAUAGCUAGGCAAACUGGUGGACUUGACUCAAAUGUUCACAUGUUCAUAAAAGAAACGACAGUGUACUGUGCUUCUUUGUUAUUUUGAGCUGGAUACAAAUUUCUUUUUAGAUGUGAAAAUUUGCAACUAUGUGCUUUUCUAAGUCACAUAGAAAUCAUGUUCUUGAUUUUGAAAAUUUCUAAAGAAGUUUGUGGGCCUUUUUCAGUCAUUGCAUUUUAUGGUUGAAAAUGCUUUCUUGCAUAUGGUUUUCAAGGGUUUCGGCUCUAGGGUGAGUUCAUGCUUGCUUCUAGUUCCAUACUUCUGUUAUAUGUUGGAAGAACAACAAAGGUAGUUGGUGUAGAACAUAUUAGUUUAUAUAUGUAGGAAAUGAUCAAGAAGGGCUACUAUAGCUUUGACUCAUUUCCUACUGAUUUAUGCAAUCCAUUUUUUUAGCUUCUUUCCCUCUUGCUACUUACCUUUAAUGUUAUAAACUAUUAUUAUAGAUAUGUUAAUCAAUUUAUGCUUGUAUGUUAUGUUGUCAAGCCUGGUUGUAAACCGGCUGGAACUAUGAAUGAAGAUGAUCUAGGAAUCUGUAUGUUUAAUGGACGUUAGGACAAUGAUAGUUUGUCCAAAAUGUUAGAUGCAUCGGAG